AUGGCUGGCGGAGGUGUUGUGCAAGCAACGAGUCGGAGGAGGACAUUACAGGGCAAGUCCGGCUGGGCGGGACUCGUACACAACCGCAAAGUAUUCGCCAUUGCUGUAUUCGCCUCUUUGGGUGGUUUACUAUAUGGAUACAACCAAGGCGUAUUCUCUAGUGUCCUCACCAUGUCGAACUUCGACAAGACAAUGGCUUCGUCGGUAAACAAUUCCGACCUCAAGGGCUGGCUUGUCUCAGUCCUAGAGCUUGGAGCAUGGCUUGGUGUCCUCUGUACGGGUCCUUUAGCAGAUUAUUUGUCGAGAAAGUACUGUAUCGUUAUGGCGGUCAUUGUGUUCUGUAUCGGCGUAAUUGUUCAGGACACUGCGUUCCAUCCUGGAUCCAUCUAUGCAGGUCGAUUCAUCACUGGAUGGGGUGUUGGCUCACUGAGUAUGGUGGUGCCACUCUAUAAUGCCGAGUUGGCACCUCCGGAAGUACGCGGAAGUCUCGUCGCGCUCCAGCAGUUGGCCAUCACAUUUGGCAUCAUGAUAUCCUUCUGGAUCGACUACGGAACAAAUUAUAUUGGGGGUACCGGCUCUACCCAGUCACCUGUAGCUUGGCGUCUUCCCAUCGCACUUCAGCUUGUCCCGGCUAUAACUCUGGGAGUCGGAAUCCUGUUUAUGCCCUUCUCCCCCAGAUGGCUGGUGAACAAGGGCCGCGAUGAAGAAGCUUUGAUGGUGCUCAGCCGGGCUCGAAGUUUGCCUCCAAACUCGGAGAUCAUUCAGAUCGAGUUCCUGGAGAUUAAAGCACAGUACCUUUUCGAGAAAGAAACUGCGGAGAUUAAGUUCCCUCAAUUCCAAGAUGGAUCAUUUAUGUCGAACGUGAAACUCGGAUUGUUCGAGUACUGGAGCUUGGCUCGGUCGAAGACAUUACGACGGCGAGUUGCUAUCGGCACAUUGACGAUGUUCUUCCAACAAUGGACCGGUGUCAACGCAGUUCUAUACUACGCUCCAUCUAUUUUCGUAUCUCUCGGCCUUGUUGGAAACUCAAACUCUCUCUUGGCGACUGGCGUUGUUGGUAUUGUCAUGUGGGCUGCGACUAUUCCUGCGGUCAUUUGGGUCGACAGGAUAGGCCGAAAACCUGUAUUGGUAUCAGGUGCUCUUAUCAUGGCCGCCUGUCAUCUAAUUAUCGCCGUCCUGACCGGACUAUUUCAACACACAUGGCUGCAACACAAGGCUGCCGGUUGGGCGGCUUGUGCACUCGUUUGGGUGUUUGCAGCAGCUUUCGGCUAUAGUUGGGGCCCAUGUUCUUGGAUCGUCGUUGCGGAGAUCUGGCCAUUAUCAGUGCGCGGAAAGGGUAUUUCUAUUGCUGCGUCCUCGAAUUGGAUGAAUAACUUCAUCGUGGGCCAAGUAACGCCUACUAUGAUGGAGAAUAUCACGUUCGGGACCUUUGUGUUCUUCGGGUCUUUCUCGUUCCUGGGUGCUCUAUUCAUCCUGUUCUUUGUUCCUGAGACAAAAGGCCUAACCUUGGAAGAGAUGGAUAACGUAUUCGGGUCGCAAGGCCUUGCGACGGCAGACAAUGAACGUCAUCUAGCGAUAGAGCAGCGGAUUGGUCUCGAUCAGUACGGCUACAUAACGUCGGAUGCAGACAGCUCUGAGAAGCAGGAGGUGAUGAUGAAGGCAUGA
Molecule: messenger RNA, 1665 nt
Organism: Fibroporia radiculosa
Lineage: Eukaryota; Fungi; Basidiomycota; Agaricomycetes; Polyporales; Fibroporiaceae
Exons: 19
Coding region: 1-1665 (554 amino acids)
Biological process (GO): transmembrane transport; carbohydrate transport
Cellular component (GO): membrane
Molecular function (GO): carbohydrate:proton symporter activity
Source: RefSeq, a predicted model, not a curated record